Molecule: messenger RNA, 6231 nt
Organism: Agelaius phoeniceus (red-winged blackbird)
Lineage: Eukaryota; Metazoa; Chordata; Aves; Passeriformes; Icteridae
Gene: MAPK8
Product: mitogen-activated protein kinase 8
Biological process (GO): protein phosphorylation
Molecular function (GO): MAP kinase activity; ATP binding
Source: RefSeq, a predicted model, not a curated record
GCAGCCGCAGCCGCGGCGGGCGGAGCGCGGAGCCUGUGCGCGGCCCGGGUCCGGCUCAUUACUCAGCGGCCGAGGCCGGAGGCGGUGGUCGGCCAGAAGCAAAAUUUGGAUGAAGUGAAGUAGCUAAGUUGCCGUCAUGAGCAGGAGCAAGCGUGACAACAAUUUUUACAGCGUUGAAAUUGGAGAUUCAACUUUCACCGUAUUGAAACGGUAUCAGAAUUUGAAACCAAUAGGAUCAGGAGCACAAGGAAUAGUAUGUGCAGCUUAUGAUGCCAUCCUUGAGCGGAAUGUUGCAAUCAAGAAGUUAAGCCGACCUUUUCAGAACCAAACCCACGCUAAAAGAGCCUACAGAGAGCUUGUUCUUAUGAAGUGUGUUAAUCACAAAAAUAUAAUCGGCCUACUGAAUGUGUUCACACCGCAAAAAUCCCUGGAAGAAUUUCAAGAUGUCUACAUAGUGAUGGAGCUCAUGGAUGCAAAUCUCUGCCAAGUGAUUCAGAUGGAGCUGGACCAUGAACGAAUGUCCUAUCUUCUUUAUCAAAUGCUGUGUGGUAUCAAACAUCUUCAUUCAGCUGGGAUUAUUCAUAGGGAUUUAAAGCCCAGUAAUAUAGUAGUAAAGUCAGACUGCACUUUGAAGAUUCUUGACUUUGGACUGGCCAGAACUGCAGGAACUAGUUUUAUGAUGACGCCUUAUGUAGUGACUCGUUACUACAGAGCACCAGAGGUCAUCCUAGGGAUGGGAUACAAAGAAAACGUGGAUUUAUGGUCUGUGGGGUGCAUUAUGGGCGAAAUGGUUUGCCACAAAAUCCUCUUUCCAGGAAGGGACUAUAUUGAUCAAUGGAAUAAAGUUAUAGAGCAGCUAGGAACACCAUGCCCCGAAUUUAUGAAGAAAUUACAGCCUACAGUCCGAACUUACGUGGAGAACAGACCUAAAUACGCUGGAUAUAGUUUUGAAAAACUCUUUCCAGAUGUCCUUUUCCCAGCUGACUCCGAACACAAUAAACUUAAAGCAAGUCAAGCAAGAGAUUUGUUAUCAAAAAUGCUGGUUAUAGAUGCUUCUAAAAGAAUCUCUGUGGAUGAAGCCCUGCAGCACCCAUACAUCAAUGUUUGGUAUGAUCCAUCAGAAGCAGAAGCUCCUCCACCAAAGAUACCAGAUAAGCAGUUGGAUGAGAGGGAGCACACGAUAGAAGAGUGGAAAGAGUUGAUAUACAAGGAAGUCAUGGACCUGGAGGAAAGAACCAAGAACGGGGUUAUACGUGGCCAACCAGCCCCUUUAGGUGCAGCAAUGAUCAAUGGCUCUCAACACCCAUCUUCAUCGUCAUCUGUCAACGAUGUGUCUUCAAUGUCAACAGAUCCAACAUUGGCCUCUGAUACAGACAGCAGUCUAGAAACCUCAGCUGGACCUCUGGGUUGCUGUAGAUGACUACUUGGUCUUUUGGGGGGUGGGAGGGGGGUCCUUUUAGUCAAUAAUAGGGCACUUUUAAAAUUUGGUGGUAUUUUUGAGUGUUUUUUCAAAAAUAAUCAUGGAAUUCAUCAUAAAGUGCUGUAAUUUCAAACUGUAAGUUGUGUUAUAAGCAGCCACUUUUUUGCUGUAAUUAACUGUAAAAUAUUAAACCUGGUAAUUUUUAUUGUGGUUUUAAAAUCUGCAUAUUUGCUUUACUAUUAUGCUGCUGAUCUUUUUUUACUGAAUUUCUAAGAUUUGUUUUAUCAAAGCACAUAUUAAUGUUGUGGUCAUUACCAUAUGAUGAAUUAUUUAAGAUUUUAUAGGUUUUCAAUUUUUUAAUUGGAAUUUAUUCCAGAUGUUUUGUUCAUGAUAUCCUUCAAAGUUUUAUGCUUGGUCAUACAUCUGUGUCCCAGAUGGAGGGGGAGAGAAUUCAGUGCAGCCAGCUGUAGUUUCAGGCACACUACUGUGGUGCUGGGUAGUGAACGAAAUCCUCUUUUAUUUUGGCCACUUGCCUAUAGUACUUCAGCAAAAGGAACAAUUAGUGAGGAGUUUUUUAGAGAAACAGAAAAAAACCUUUGCGAAGUAAUAUUAUCUGAAUGGGUUUAUGAACUUAAGAAAGCAAAGCAUAUCUUCAAAGCUGCAGAAAUAUCCAGCCUAGCAGAGUAAUGUGAUGUUUUCUGCAGAGUUGUGGCAUGCCAAAUCUUGUGAUCACCAUAAAACAUGAGGAUACUUCAUGAAUAAUACAUUGCAAUGCCAAUAAACUGUUUACUUCUAGCUCGUAGCCUGUUUUUGUACACACAGAAUGAAGUGUAUCCAGGAUGUGUAGACUGACAAGAGGGAAUAUCAAUAUGCUGUAGCUAUACUUUCAUGUGAGAUGUGAUUCUUGGGAGUUCUGGUUCUUACUAGUUUUGUCUGCUAAGGCAAGUGCUUUUUGAGUGCUUUUUGGGUCAAAGAGGGAAUGACAUGAAUGCAGUAGGGGCAAAACUUCAGCUACUCUUUCUCCACCAAAAGUAACUGAUUGCUAAAAACCAUGAAGUGGUAGGAGAACCUCAGGAUUUCUGUAGCUAAUGCAUUAAUUGAGCAAUAUAUGCCAUCCAAAGGGGGGAGAAGUAGUGCUGUGUAAAUUAAUAUUUAUCUCUUUCAUUUCACCAUGAGAUCAGUGUAGCAGAAAUCUUAGCAGUGGUUCAUUUUAAGUCAUAAAUAUUCAGUAGUUUUCAUUAAUGAAGCUCCAAGUUUCAAUACACUUUUUAAACAAAAGAUAUAUUGAGAUAUAUAGAACAGUUAAUAAAUAGUCAUGUAAGAUGGUGCUGCUCCUCACAGAAGUAUUUUAACUGUUUACAUUUUAUAUUUACAGAAUGAUUUAUGUAUAACUGACUUAAGUUUAUGUAUGAGUUAAACAAUCAUUCAGAAUUUAUUUCUUUGGAAAAUGCAGAUUUUUAGUGAAGCUAGGCUGUAUAAUUGAUUGCCUUGUGUAGAUGCAUAUUUUGUGUAGUGAAUUAGAAUGUGAAGAGGAAUUCAAAUUAGUAAAGCUCACAAAAAAUGGGCAUAAAAGAUACAGAAGUCUUGCCAGGCACUGAGCAUAAGCAAAUAAUGCAACUGCAUGCAGAGGUCAUCCAGGAGUGACUGGUGGUCUUCAGUGUGGUUCCUUCUGCUUGUUGGGUUAAAUAAGCAUCUUUUUGAAGUUUUAAGUGAAAGAGGAAAAUUUAUCUUUGCAGUAAGUUUUAGAAAAACAGAAGUGAUAGUAAUGUCAAUGUCCAACAUGUCUUUUUGAAAAACAUGCAGGGCUGCAAGGAAUGGUAAUGUCUCAAAGAUAACUAAAUUGAUAAACUGCACAGUUGAUUUCCUGGCCUGGCUAGACUGCUGGUAAGUGCUGUGUGCGUGUAAUUUUGCUUUCCUCGUUUAUAUCUAAUAUUUCAAUAUUGCCUUCCUAAGCCACAUUUGUUAAGGCAAUUAUUUUUGCAGGAUCCUGCCAAAUUGUAUAUUACCUCAGAACAGGCAGGACAAGUUUGGAUUCAUCUAGCACUGGAAUGUAGAAAAUGUUGAACAGAGACCAAUGGAACAGUCUAUUCUGUAAAUUUUUUAUCAAAGUUUAAGCUGUGAAUUAAGCCAAAAAUUUUGGUCAAACGAAAGUACUCCAUUGUUUUAUAGGGUCAAGUGAUAGUGUGGUCUGCACAGUGUAAUGAAGUUAAAACUGACAAAAGUAACUUCUGAUGCCUCUCAGUGCUGUUAAAAAUAAAUUGGUAAAUACAGUUCCUAUUUAAAUUUAUUAUAGAAACCCACUGGAUUGCAGUGAUGACUGAAAUAUUUUGAAACUUAAAAAUACUUUUUGCUAUUGCUUUCCAGUGUCUGAACUAUGUAGUAACUGAACUACUGAUAAGUGCUAAGGAGAACUGAGCUUUUCUUCUUUCAAGGCAAGGUUAGUGAAUGUGUGGAACUGCCCACUGCAGCUUGUUGCAAUGUGUGAGCCAGCUGUGCUUAAAGGUAUUGCUUCAGUAGGGUCAGGGCUUUGCCUGUGGCAAGAGUUCACUUUUGGCACCAUCUUCACAGGAGUGUUGCUUUUUAUUUUUUUCAGUUGCUCGCAUUUUAGGCAAAUUAAAGUGAUGGCAAAUUGCAAAGACAAAAUCAUAUUCAGUAAUCAAAUUAUCACAACAGCAUCCUAGUCUUAACUUCCCUUUUUAUUUGUUGAAAUAUAAACUUUUUUUCAGAUAGGUAUACACUGCCACAGAUUACAAACAAAUGGGUAACUGGAAUUCAGCUGUGUUUGUCUGUUGUUAGAUUAUAUGCUAUACAAUACACUGUACAAUUUUAAAGUAUUGUUAAGUUUUAUUUUAGAGUUUGAUUUGGAAUCUUCUCAAGACAACAGGCUUCACUAAAGUGCAUGCAACUUUCUAAGGCCAUUCCAAUCCACUGGGAGUUGAUAUGGAUUGAAUUACCAUAAGCUGUCUAUCCCUUACCUCAGGUGAGGUUCAAAGUUGGGCAGUAAUAGCAAGAUUGAUGUCUGCCUUCUCUGGGCAAAGCUGUGGCAUGCAGCAAGGGUAAAGCAGCUCUCUCCUUCUGUAGAAGUAGGUUGUUCAAGAACUUGAAAUAGAGAUGGGGUAGGGGGAAUUAGUACCCUUAGAGAGUACUGGGAUGCUGUGCUGGGCAGUUGUUUGUUGGUGCAAGCCAGUGGCUCAGAGCUGAUGUGUUGGUGUGUGUGAGCAGCUGUGCUGCCCAAGCACAACUCCCUGUGCUUGGAAGUGGAACAUGCUCAGCCCUGGGUCAGUGCUCAGCUGAGCAGAUGUGGCACUUUGCCCUGGCCAAGCUUGGGCCUUUAGCUUUGAAGAACUUUUACUAUAUGAGAUGCAGCAACAUCUUUCUGGGCAGGAAUUCCAGGUGGACAUAGCAUCAGCACCAGUGGUGUGGUGGGAGUGUCCUGUGUCCCCAGCACCAGCUGUGCCAGUAGGGCCCUUCUUCCCGGGGCCAGGGCUCUGUAGGGGAUGGAUGGAUGGAUGGAGCAUUCAGCUCAGCAGUGCAUGAAGGAAAAUGUCAAAAACCUCCUACAGGAGGAUGGUCCUACCCAGCCAAUAAUCUGAAGAGUAUGACAGUAAAUGUUUUUUGAUAAAGAUCAUGGGCAAAAGUGGAGAAGAAGGUUCAGCUUAUACUUGGUCUUGCUUUUUCAAGUUGCUGAAGGGAGUGAAUUGCAGUUUCUAGAUCUGUUUUUAUUUGCUUUUGGCAGCAACUUGUCCAUACUGUUACAUUUUAUUUUCCUCUCAGUGGUUUGGAGCAGUUGAAGGAGAGCCUGUCUGUAUUUUUCAGCAGAGUUAGAAAGAUGUUUUUAUUGAAGCGUGUGAUAAGACUCUACUGCCCACCCAAAUUUUCAAUUAAUUUAAUAUAUUCUUAGUUAAGGGCACUGGAUGAUAGUAUUUUAAGUGGUCUCUCUCACUCCCUUUUCUUUGUACGUCUGUGUUACAGAAAUGUGUUACAAAUCAGAUCACAUUGUGUUUCUAUUUCUGCAGUUCAAAAUUUAAGCUAGGUUUUCUUGAACUACCUCACACAAACUUUCUACGUUUCUUAAGUAAGCAAAGCUAACCCUUGCUAUUGGAACUACACUGAAUGUGAAUAGAAAAUACACCUCCUUUAGAAAAACAAACCUAUUGGCCAAUGUUGAGACAAUAUCAGUAUGUUUCUUAUCUAUUUCACGUAAGAUGUUCAUGUGUAAUAUAUAUAUAGCCUGUGUACAGUAAUGUACAUCUAGAUAAUUGUGUUAGCUGUAAAUUGGUGAUUUUAUUAUUGUAGUCUGGUUUUGUAGGGUAAAAAUAGCUUACUAGUAAUGUCAGCUCAUCCUUUACAUUUUACAAAAGGAAUAAUUCUUGGUAAGCUUUGCAUACAGAUGAAUUACUUUUGUAGGCCCAAUAUCUAGUCUAUUUUUGAGAGUUCUUUAACUUUUAUUACUAAAGUUGAGAAAAAAUCCCACCCCAAUUACCGUGAUCAUUCCUUCUGCCCUUGAAGUAUGUUCUUAAUUUUAUUAUGUCCCAAGAAGUACAAAGGGAAGAUACACCAUUAAAAAUACUGGGGAAAACUAAUUUUUUUUUCUUCCCCACAUUUGAUACCUUUUUCUGCUUUUCUUUUAUUCCCUCCAAAUAAGCUGUUGGUGGGCAUUACUGAGAACAUUGUGGGGUUUUUUUAACUCAUUCAUGCCAUAGGUCAUUACAUGUGCACCACUGGAAUGUAUACAUUGUUAUCUAGUAUGUCAGUUGGUUAUAAUGAUAUUUUAAAUAAAAAAGAAAAAAAAAAAGUUUGACCACCAUGCA